CGCCACUUCCUACAGCCUCUGAACUUCCCAGCCAGUCACCUCAAGCUUCCUAUAAGUAAUUGUAAUGUAAUUGGACUUGUUUGGAGCAGAUAUAUAAAUAUUGUUCCUUUAAGAACUGGAAAGAAUAAUGAGAUAUUUACGAUGACUGUCUUCUUACUAUUCGCACUGUUAAAUCUACUGCGGAUAUCCUGUCUGCUGGGUGCCAAAACAUUUCUAAUCUACAAUGACUCCAGCAAGCAAUGUCUACAAGCAGAGAAUUCUGGGCUCGUCAUGGCUGAAUGUAAUGAAAAGUCUACAAUGCAGAAAUUUCAAUGGAUUUCUGAAGAUCAGCUUAUAAAUGUGGGGACAUCACAAUGUCUGUCUGUAUCAUCUCUAGUAGAAGGGUCAGCAGUGACGCUGAAUACAUGUGAUGGCAAAAGUGGUCUCCAAAAAUGGGAAUGUAAGAAUGAGACUUUGUUUGGGGUCCAGAAAGUUGAUCUUUACAUGACCGACAGAGAUAGAGGAAAAGUUGUCCUCUCUUCACAACCAAAAGACGGGAGUCGAUGGAAAAUCUAUUCAACUGAUGAUGAUUUAUGUGUUAAUUCUUAUGAAGAAUUAUACACUUUAGAAGGAAAUAGUAAUGGUCAGCCCUGCAAGUUCCCUUUUAUGUUUGACAAAAAAAUGUACAUAGAUUGUACAACUGCUGGACGAUCCGAUGGAAGACUCUGGUGCGCCACAACUUCAGAUUAUGACACGGACAUGUUGUUUGGAUUUUGUCCUUCUAAAUCCACAUCUGACAUCUUGUGGACAACAGAUCCUAUUAGUGGUGUCUUCUAUCAGAUUAAUUCCGAUUCAGCCCUCACCUGGUACCAAGCGAGAAUAAGCUGCCAGCAACAAGAUGCAGAACUGCUGAGUAUAACUGAACUACAUGAACAAACCUACAUCUCAGGAUUGAUGAAUGGUCUCACCACAAGUUUAUGGAUUGGACUCAAUAGUCUGGACUUUAAUACUGGCUGGAGAUGGGAUGGCGGAGAUCCCUAUAGAUAUCUUAACUGGCUUCCAGGAAAUCCAUCAGAUGAACCCGGUGUGAACUGUGUAGUGGUAAAUCCUGGAAAAAACACAAAGUGGGAAAGCAAGGAAUGCAAACAAAAACUGGGCUAUAUCUGUAAGAAAGGCAACAGCAAGUCCUCAGAGGUCCCCUCUCCAGGGACUAGUGACCCCACAUUUUGUCCUUCAACAUGGACCCCUUAUAAUGGAUACUGCUAUCACCUAGUUAAUGAAUCAAGGACUUGGAAGGAUGCUAUGUUGUCUUGCAGGAAAGAAGAGGGUGAUCUUGUAAGUGUGCACAAUAUUGAAGAAGCAAGUGCUAUUGCAUCACAGUUUGUAUUUGGAGAUGCAGAGUAUGUUUGGCUUGGGUUAAAUGACUUGAAGACUCAACAAUUUUUUGAAUGGAGCGAUGGCUCUCCAGUGGCGUAUACAACCUGGCAAAGAAGAGAACCAUCUCACCUCAAUAGCAGACAAGAGGACUGUGUUGCAUUAUUCACUAAGGAUGGACAAUGGGUAGAUGAGAUAUGUGAGAAAAUGUUUCCAUAUAUUUGCAAAAGAAAAUCCCUGCCGAAUGACCAAGGGCCAGUUAUCGAUGAUCACCCUGGAUGUGACGAGGGUUGGAAGAGACACGGCUUCUACUGCUAUUUAAUAGGUGAAUUGCCGAGUACAUUUCCAGAAGCUAACAGCACGUGCAAUCGUCGUGGAGCCUUUUUGAUGACUGUUGAAGACAGGGUUGAACAGGCCUAUAUAACAAGUCUGAUUGGGUUUAGACCAGAGAAAUAUUUCUGGACCGGACUCUCUGAUACGGAGGAUAAGAACACUUAUAAAUGGGCCAAUGGGCAAGAGGUUUUAUAUACACACUGGAACGCACACAUGCCUGACAGAAGACAGGGCUGUGUCGCGAUGGGAACUGGAACCAAAGCCGGACUAUGGGACGUUAUAAACUGUGAAGAAAAGACUAAGUAUGUGUGCAAAAAGUGGGCACAAGGAGCAACAAUUUUUCCGCCUAGCCCUGCGACACCAUUGCCUAUCCCAUGUCCAAUUGACUGGACUCCAUCAGGCAAUGCAUGCUUCAAGUAUUACUCUGAUGAAAAGUAUGAAGAAAAGUCCUGGUAUGAAGCAAGAGAAUUUUGCAGAGCUAUAGGAGGUGACUUGCUUAGUAUCAUAAGCAGUGAAGACGAGACGGCUGUGUUAUCAAUGAUGAGUUCUCAUGGCAGCUAUAAACCUAUCUGGAUUGGACUAAAGUACAGUAAUCCUGAUGAAGGCCCUACAUGGUCAGAUGGCUCACCUUUUAGUUAUGAAAGCUGGUACUAUCAGGAACCGGACACUGACAACGGGCAGGAGUCCUGUGGGGCGCUGUUUGGUUUUAGAUUAAAGUGGCGUAUUGUACAUUGUGAUACUACAUGGCAAUGGAUUUGUAAACUGAAAAAAGAAGCAAUAUUAAAGGAAGAACCAAAACCUAUUGAAUAUGAAUUUACAAGUGACGGCUGGCUAAUCUAUAAUGACAGACAAUACUAUAUUAGCAAGGAUCAAGUUCCGAUGGAGAAAGCGCAAGAAUUUUGUAAUCGUAAUUUUUCUCAUCUUGUCACCAUUAAUAGUGAUCUUGAGCAGAAAUUCCUCUGGAAAUAUAUUUCAACCAAAAGAACAGAACCUGCUUAUUACAUUGGCCUACGUUUGGGACUGGAUAAAGCUUUUAAGUGGAUGGAUGGUUCUCCAAUUGACUUUGUUGCCUGGGGAAAAAACCAACCAAACUUUUCUAAUAAUGAUGAGUUUUGCACUGAAAUCCUUACCCACAAAGGACUGUGGAAUGACAUAAAUUGUGGUUAUCCCAAUGCAUUUAUCUGUGAAAGGACAAAUAGUUCUAUCAAUACAACAUUUGCCCCAACAAUACCUGCACCAGAUGGUGGGUGCCCAUCAGAUUGGCUCUCAUUUGGACAAAAGUGUUAUCUGAUAUCUGGUGCAGAAGAAGAUAAAGGAGUUCACUGGGAUGACGCCAGACGUGACUGUCAGUCCUUAGGAGGAAAUCUGGCCACCAUAAAUAAUGAUUUGGUACAAUCUUUUUUGAUGUCUAAUUUAAGAAAUGUUAAGCUUGAUGUGUGGAUCGGAUUACAUGACAAGAAUAAAGAAAACAAGUUUGUUUGGACGGAUCAAAGUGGAGUGUAUUAUACCAACUGGGCCAAAGGUCGUCCAAAUAUUUUUAGAUAUCAUAAUGACAAUUGUGUGGCUUUGCAAUAUGGGAGUAUAUUGGAUGCUGGCAAGUGGAUUGAUAUGGAUUGUAGGCUGAACAGAGGAUACAUCUGCCAGAAAUAUAAAGAUCCACGUCUUCCAGUUAUUCCAACCACUCCUUCUGCCAGUAACUACUAUACCUACGGAGAUGCCAGAUACAAGUUUGAUAAAACCAAGAGGAGUUGGGACGAAGCGCGUCAGGAGUGCCGGAAGGAUAAUUCACAGCUAGCCAGCAUCUUAGACGAGUACACCACAUCUUUUCUAAAACUCCACUUGGUUAAACAUGAGGAGCCUUUUUGGAUCGGCCUAUACAGUAGUAAUGAGACUAAAAACAGAUAUAAAUGGGUUGAUAACUGGAAAAUUCACUACACAAAAUGGGCGGCUGAGGAGCCAAGCAAAGACCUUUCCUGUGUAUAUGUGGAUACGGAUGGACAAUGGAAGACAUCAUCUUGUAAUGAGAGUUAUUCUUCAAUCUGCAAAAAAACAAAUGCUGUUGCUUCUACCAACCCACCUGAUACACCUGGAUUGUGUCCAAACACAAGUUCUAAGGCCUGGAUUCCCUUCGGUAACCACUGCUAUUUUUUUGAAACAUCUUCGGCUGUUUGGUGGCAGGAGGCAACCUUAGAAUGUCUUCAUCAUGGUGGCAGUUUAACUUCAAUUGAAGAUUUGGCUGAAUUAGAUUUCCUCCACCUUCAUACUGAGCUACUCAGUGAUCGGCAAGAAACAUUUUGGAUUGGACUUUACAAGAAUGUGGAAGGUAAGUGGCUUUGGUUCGACAAAACACCAAUGGACUUUGUAAACUGGAACAAUGAAGGACCCCAUGGAGAAAUGUCUUCAAAGUGUGUAAUGAUGAAUGCCAGAAAAGGAACGUGGGACAUGACCAGGUGUACUGGAUACAGAGGGUAUAUAUGUAAGACACUGAAAACUCUGCUGCCCACAGAAACGCUAACAGAGAAACAAGAAGAAAAGCCCUCGCAUGGCGUGACUAUUGGUGUGGUUCUUCUGGUCAUAUUGGUCGUUGCUGCCUCGGCCAUUGCAGUCUUCUUUGUAUAUAGGAGGAAAUGGAACAAGUCCCAACCCGAAAAUAGUUUCAAUAACAGAAUAUACUUUGACAGUAACUGUGAAGCUGCGACACAAGACGGAAAUGCCUUAGUGGAAAAUAUUGUGCAAAAUGAAGCAGAAUCUUCCUAAUUCAAGUCAAAUCCAACCGUAACUGUGCAAAUAAUGUCCAAUAAAUAAUAAAUAAAUAAAUAA
This is a messenger RNA of Hyla sarda, 4506 nucleotides long. RefSeq names its product signal transducing adaptor molecule (gene STAM). The coding region runs from base 142 to 4443 and encodes 1433 amino acids. NCBI's taxonomy places the organism in Eukaryota, Metazoa, Chordata, Amphibia, Anura, Hylidae. Gene Ontology annotation, cellular component: ESCRT-0 complex; plasma membrane. The record is from RefSeq and is a predicted model, not a curated record. Gene Ontology annotation, biological process: receptor-mediated endocytosis; protein transport to vacuole involved in ubiquitin-dependent protein catabolic process via the multivesicular body sorting pathway. Gene Ontology annotation, molecular function: ubiquitin binding; signaling receptor activity; phosphatidylinositol binding. The transcript has 31 exons.